This is a messenger RNA of Rhododendron vialii, 4767 nucleotides long. RefSeq names its product pentatricopeptide repeat-containing protein At1g19720. Gene Ontology annotation, biological process: RNA modification. NCBI's taxonomy places the organism in Eukaryota, Viridiplantae, Streptophyta, Magnoliopsida, Ericales, Ericaceae. Bases 58 to 2751 code for a protein of 897 amino acids. The record is from RefSeq and is a predicted model, not a curated record. Gene Ontology annotation, molecular function: RNA binding; protein binding; zinc ion binding. The transcript is spliced from 3 exons.
AUAAUCUUUCCGUCCCUUUGUCUUCGACAUCUGUCGGAGAGAUACGAAGGCACAACAAUGGAGGGUGUAAUCAUGCGCAGCAACUCCAGUUCUCCAUUGGCAACGACACCUUUCAAGCGAGAAACCCAUCCUGAAUCUCCAUCUAAACCCCCCAAGAUUUCAGUCAGCAAGACCCAUGAACCAUUACCCAUAAAACUGAACCCAAGAAGAAUCACAGAAGCACGCUUGAACCACCUCUGCGGAGCCGGGCGCCUCAGGGAAGCAAUCGAAGCUCUCGACUCCAUUUCCCGACGUGGGUCCAAGGUAAGACCCGACACCUUCAACCGCUUGAUUAAGUCUUGCGUUCAAGCUCGUUCAAUCCUCUUAGGCCGUAAGCUGCAUAACCAUAUUGGUUUGGUGAGUGAUUUAGACUCGUUUACGGAGAUCAAGUUGCUCGGGAUGUAUGCUAAGUGUGGGUCGUUAGAAGAUGCGCGUAAGGUGUUUGAUGAGAUGCGGGAGAGGAACAUGUACGCGUGGUCGGCCAUGAUCGGCGCGUGUUCGAGAGAGCACAGGUGGAGGGAUGUGGUGGAGCUUUUUUAUGGGAUGGUGGUGGGAGACGGGAUUGUGCCGGAUUUUUUUCUUUUCAUUAAGAUUUUGCAGGCUUGUGGGAAAUGUGGGGAUGUAGGGACUGGGAGGUUAAUACAUUCGAUAGCAGUACGGUCUGGUAUGAGCGCUGAAACCCGUCUUGCGAAUUCGAUUUUGGCAGUUUACGCAAAAUGUGGGAGGUUGAGUUGGGCCAAGAGGUUUUUUGGGAAAAUGGAGGUGAAGAACAAGGUUUCUUGGAAUGCAAUUAUAACUGGGUAUUGUCUGAAGGGUGAGAUCGGAGAGGCACGGCGACUUUUUAACUUGAUGAGGGAAGAAGGGAUUGAACCCAAUUUGGUAACUUGGAACAUAUUGAUGACAAGUUAUAACCAGUCGGGGAACUUUGAGCUUGCGAUGGAAGUGAUGGAGGAAAUGAAGAGUUUUGGAAUCACCCCUGAUGUCGUCACUUGGACUACGAUGAUUUCAGGGCUUGCACAAAAUAACAGGAAAAGCCGGGCAUUGGAAGUGUUUGGGGAGAUGCUUUUGGCCGGGGUUGAACCGAAUGAGAUUACCGUUACAUCUGCGAUCUCCGCAUGUGCAUCACUCAAAGCUCUAUCGAUUGGAGAGAAACUCCACUCUUUUGCUGUUAAGAUAGGAUGUACUGAAGAUGUACUAGUCGGGAAUUCACUCAUUGACAUGUAUUCCAAGUGUGGGAAGCUUGAUACUGCUCGGCGGGCUUUUGAUUUGAUUGCAAGGAAAGAUGUCUACAGUUGGAACUCAAUGAUUGGAGGCUAUUGCCAAUCUGGAUACUUGGGGAAAGCCCAUGAUCUAUUCAUAAACAUGCAGGUAUCGGAUAUACCACCUAAUGUAGUCACAUGGAACACAAUGAUAACAGGCUAUAUGCGAAAUGGAGAUGAGGAUCAAGGCAUGGACCUUUUCCAGAGGAUGGUGAAGGAUGGGAACAUUAAACGAGAUACUGCUUCAUGGAACUCUGUUAUUUCCGGCUACUUGCAAAAUGGGAACAAAGAUAAGGCAUUGGGGAUAUUUCGACAAAUGCAGUCACUCUUUGUUAGACCAAAUGCAGUUUCAAUUUUGAGCCUCUUACCUGCCUGUGCAAAUUUAGUUGCUGUGAAGAAAGUGAGAGAGAUCCAUGGUUGUGUAUUGCGCAGAAAUUUACAACCUGAGUUGUUUGUUGCAAAUGCACUUAUAGAUUCUUAUGCCAAGUCUGGGACUAUAUUGUAUUCAAGAAACAUAUUUGAUGGCAUGUCAAGAAAAGAUGUCAAAACCUGGAAUAGAAUGAUCGCUGGUUAUGUUUUGCAUGGUCGUUCAUAUGUUGCACUUGACCUAUUUGACCAGAUGAAAAAGGUGGGGCUUAAACCAAAUCAAGAAACCUUAGUGUCUAUCAUCUCCGCAUGCGGUCUUGCUGGAAUGGUUGAUGAGGGGAAGCGAGUUUUCUCUAGCAUGACUGAAAACGACGACAUUUCACCAUGUUUGGAUCAUUGUCUUGCUAUGGUACAUCUAUUUGGCCGUUCGGGUAGGCUUGAGGAAGCAAUUGACUUUGUUGAAAAUAUGGCCGUAGAGCCUGACUUCUCUGUUUGGUCUGCCUUACUAAUUGCUGGAAGGAUUCAUGUGAAUACUAGGUUGGUAGUCUAUGCUGGGGAAAGAUUACUUGAAUUAAAACCAGGGGAUGCCUUCAUUCAGCGCUUUGUGUUACAGACAUAUGCCUUAUGCGGGAUCUCUGCAGACUCUUUAAAUAUGAGAAAGCAUGUUAAGGGAAAUGAGACUAAAGAAUCUCGUGGGUGGAGCUGGAUUGAAGUUAAAAACAAAGUACACACUUUUGUUGUAGGUGAUCAUUCUAAAACUAAUUCCGACAUUCUGUAUGCUUGGAUUAGAACCAUGGCAAGAAAAAUCAGGGGAUGUGCUCCUCGUGAUGGACUUCACAUCCAAGAAGAAGAGAAGGAAGAAAUAGGUGCGGUCCAUAGUGAAAAACUUGCAAUUGCUUUUGCCCUUGUUGGCACACCUCAAGCAUCUCGAUGUAUUCGGAUCGUGAAUGACCUUAGAAUAUGUGGAGACUGCCAUCAAACUGCCAAAUAUAUCUCCAAGACGUAUGGAUGUGAAAUAUAUUUCAGUGACACUGUGUGUUUACACCAUUUCAAAAGUGGGCAAUGCUCAUGUAGGGAUUACUGGUAGAUAAGGAACACGAGCAUCGUGAAAGGUUUGUUCGGCGGAGUAGAGUACUAGUGUGAGAGACUGAUUUUUUGUUGAAGCGCAUGGAUCCUGCUGCAACAACAGGUGAUAAUUAUACCCGUGCAUUGAGGAAGGUCAGAUAGAAGAAAUUAGUGGGAGAUGAGUUGUCUUUGUCUGUUUUGUCAUGCCGCCAAGCAUUUCAAAGUGUACAUAUUGUAUGUGUGUGUUAGAACACUUAACCUUGUAAGAACUUUAAAACACAAUAUGAACCUGCAAUUUAUCUGAUGAAACAGUUAUCAAUGUCAUGCGUUGGCGAUAAGGGUACAAAAUGUCACCUUCUAAUAGCUCUCCAAUUUUAAACCAAGAAGAGGAAAAUACCUAUUUUCUUGGAUUCACUGAUCUGCCAUUAGAACUGAAGAUUAAAUAUAUCGCUAUGAGGCAUCUUCUCAGUAACUGUCAAAGUUGAAGCAGAAUCAAAAGAUCGAUAAUGGAAAGUCAAUGGACUUGUGCAAGUAUCAGAGGUCUGGAUGUAUGGCUAAUAGGCUGAACGUGUGGUCAUGUUCAAAAGUUGAGCUGUUUGUAUACUUCACAUGUGAACUCAUCUUUCUUUUUGUAAUCGAGAACAUUCUGUACCAUCAUAGAGCAUAUGUUGCAUGGAAUAUUUCUAGACAGAAAAGGGUACUUGUAUGAGAUAUUCUUGUUUUCUGGAUCCAAUUCUCUUCCAUUCAAUUCAUUCCCGCCAUACUGGAAUCCCGAAUUUGCUUAUGCAAACUGUUUCCAAUCUGAUAGAAGCAUUCACGCACCUGUCUUCUGGUUGAUAAAUUCUUCAUGGACAUUGGCUAGCAACUCGAUACAACUGCACUCAUCCAUCUGCACCUCUCUCUCUUUCUUCAACCACUGUUCAGACAAGGCCUUAUAUUUGUGGACUGAGGCUCCCAGGGUAUUUGUUGCCCUCCUAAGCUUCCUUACUAAGGCACCAUCCAAAAAAGUUUGAUUCAGGUACCUUUUACAAUUUUACGAUGUUACCCAUAAAAUUGUAACGGUUGGCAACAACUAUCUAAGGAGUUCUGGAGGCGGAAGAAUAAAAAACAGUUGGGAGUUUCUAAUAUUUGACAAUAUUAGAUGGUACAUUUCGUCAAAAUGCUAUUAUAGAGGAGAGUGAGAAUUUUGAUUGAUUGUAGAUCAGCCUCUUUAUCCUUUUCCUCAUGCAGUAUUGGAUAUGAUGGCUACAGAGGCUGAUUCUGUCAGCAGUAGGCACAUCAGCCUCUGUAGUCGUUUUCUCAUGCAGUAUUGGCUAUAAUCAGUUCCAAGUGGUAUGACGAAUAUUGUGCUGAAAACUAAAUUAAGACCAAAAUCUUGCUCAAACUGUGGGAGCAAAACAGUUGCAGCCAGGGAAGUUGAAGAAAAGAAAGUGGCAGCAGCAGGGGAAGGAAACAAAGCCGUCCAGAUUAACGAUUCAGAGAAAGUUCAGAAAAAGUGGCCUUGUGCUCUAUGUCAGGUGACAACCACGUGCAAGAAGAACUUGGAUUCUUAUUGAAGGGAGAAAACACGAGGCCAAGUGGGACCGGCUCAAUGCAAGUGACCCCCUUUGAUUUUGAAGUCGGUGAUAUCUUGGGGUGUAAACUUCUGCUGAAGGAAAUCUGUUGGCUGCACAGUUGUCAAAUUAGUUCUUGCUGCUGCUAUCUAUCAUCUAUGGGGCGAAAGAAACUGCAGAAUUUUCAAACAGAAAUUAGUGGUUUGGCGGGUGGUCCGUGAUCAGAUUAUAGACAAUGUUAGAGCUUGUCUGUGUAUGGCGUAAUACGGAUCAUUCAGUGUCCAACCUCAGGCUUCUGGAGGCUUGGAGAGUUCCUAGAUUUGUUUUAAAAACUGUAUAGCCUGUCUCUAUUUUCUAUUCUAUCUAUCCUUGUUUGGUAGGAAGGUUUUGUUCCUGAUUGUAUUGGUUGUUUGGGUCCAAGGUCAUUCCCUUGCCCUCUUUUCUUUCUUUGGUUGGUUUAUAAAAUCUUUUAACUUCAAGAACAA